This is a messenger RNA of Pomacea canaliculata, 2078 nucleotides long. Its product is annotated as 16 kDa calcium-binding protein-like. Gene Ontology annotation, molecular function: calcium ion binding. The record is from RefSeq and is a predicted model, not a curated record. Lineage: Eukaryota; Metazoa; Mollusca; Gastropoda; Architaenioglossa; Ampullariidae. The transcript is spliced from 5 exons. Bases 401 to 889 code for a protein of 162 amino acids.
UCUCUUUCCACGCUCGUUGUGUCCUCACCCCUCCAAUACCCUACCUAUCGUCACGUGACAAGAUUCCCUCCUGUUCAGUGUUCAUUGAGAGCGGGCUGCUGCUGGACGCAAGGUGCAACGGCAACGAGUCCAGGACGUGCCAGACAUUUUUGACCUCGUUGUGUCAUUACACAUAUCAACCAUUUUCUUCAUCCUCAAAGUCGACAUCGAGCCUCCAGUUGGUGGACGGGUCUCCUGACGGGCAUCCUCCUCCCCUCCCUCAGUCAGUCAGUCAGUCCAAGCUCAUGACGUAGUGUCAAGGUGGUCUGCUGACAUUCACCUCACCGUCGCACACCCAUCCAGCACAGUCGGGAUCAAUCCAGCCGCCUGCUCGCCGGUCAUUUUCCUCCGACCAGCGCCUAUGGGAAGCAAGUUUGGCAAGCUGCGGAAGGCGAAGAAGAAGCGGCGCAACAUGACCCCGGCUGACCCAGGAGUGUACUACAGAGCGGAGUUCACCAGCGUGGGGGACGUGCUCAAGGAUGGGAUGCUCAACAAGGCCGAGUUCCUGAGACUCAUUGGCCUCCUCGGCGUGUCCGACCCCGAGGAAGCAGAGGUGCUGUGGGACAGACAGACCAAAGCAGCGGGAGACUGGAUGUCGUCUGCUGAGUACGUGGCGCUCAUGUCGAACCCCGUCGUGGCCGAGACAACCAGCAUGUGGAGAAAGUUGUUUGCGAAGUUCGACACUGACGGAAGCGGAUAUGCGUCACAAAAGGAAGUGAUAUCAGGCUUGGCAGAUAUGGGCAUUCCGGUCAACGACGCCAUGAAGAAGAAGAUAAAGGACAUGGACACGGACAAGGACGGGCGCAUUUUUUACGGAGAAUUUUUGAAAAUGCAGCUGCUGAACAAGUAGAGAGAUAAGUGCGGGAAAAAUAUUUGGAGGAGGGGGCUACCCGGAGAAAGAUGUCGAGAAACAAGCUGCACUAUGACUUGACUGUCUUACCAUAAAUACAUGGCACCUUCCCCCCGCACCCCCCCCCCCCAUCUUCCCUAUUUUAAACUCGGACGGAUUUUGUACUUCUGUGGUUUGCUGAGCAAUAGAGACUUACCUCUGGACUUACGUCAUCGAAAAUCCACACUAGCGAACAUUGCGACGUAGGGCCUUCGUCACUGCCACGUCACGUCAUCCUCAUGGCGUCAUCUUUAGUACCAACGUUCAUCAACCGUGAUCCAUCUUAGGUACGGUGGCUGCGUUCUGAAUAAUUGUGUCGGCUAUUUUUUCCUUUACUUGCACCUUCUUUGGGUUUGGGUUUUCAGUCUGCCGCAUCCUGUAAUAUUCAUUCACACCUGUUCACCUGUGGUAAUCAUGCCGUACAACUGUGUGACGUCAUCAAGGGUCGGUGCUGAGCUUUGGCGCGCACAUCUCUGACACGAGUGCGGGAGGUGUGACUGAGGGGACAGAAGCAUCUUCCCACGUGCAUGAAGAAUAUAACGAGAUCAUCACAGACGAUCAUAUAAUGUCGGCUGAUUUAACAUGUCCUCAUUUUUUUAUUUUUAAUAAAUGUAUAGAUAUGUUUAGCACAUGACUGUCACAUGACUUUCCAGCAGCAACUAAAGCACAGUGUAGAGCAGGGUCAUAGUUAUCUGCCAUUUGUUUACUCUCACGAGUACCCGGCACAACACAAUUACCCAGAACUGGUUCUUCGAAUUAUGUUUUUUUCCCCAUAGCGAGGUAAAUAAACUGGAGAGUGCAGAAUAUUUGUGUAACACUACGAAUAUACAAACAAUAUUUAAGAUAAGUAAAAAAAACCAAUUAGGCUCGAAAGGAAAAGUCAGAGACAAACAAAUAUUCAUAUAAUUGUACAUCAAUCUUCAGUUCUCUUAAAAAAACCCUCAUUGCACUAAUAUUUAAUGAUUGUACGCAUAACCACUAUGUUCGAUGUGUUCUUUCGAUGGUAUUUUUAACUAAUAUAUUUUGAAAUUUAUUUCACUAAAUAAUUUAUUUUACUUGCUUAGCUUCUUUGCUUCACGAGGGCUGUUUUCAAACGUGCAUGUUUUCAAAUUAUUACUUUUUACAUAAUAAACAAUGAAUGUAAUUUUUA